Molecule: messenger RNA, 1503 nt
Organism: Xiphophorus hellerii (green swordtail)
Lineage: Eukaryota; Metazoa; Chordata; Actinopteri; Cyprinodontiformes; Poeciliidae
Gene: septin10
Product: septin 10
Exons: 10
Coding region: 127-1410 (427 amino acids)
Molecular function (GO): GTP binding
Source: RefSeq, a predicted model, not a curated record
AUUGGUCUCGUCUGUCUAGUUGUCGAGUGUAGUCGGUCCUGGAAAAGAAUCUCAGGGGUUUAAAAGUUGCUUUCUUUUAGUUUUGUUGAAAUAAUUGUGAGUUUGCUCAGGCGUUCUGCUAAAAUUAUGGCUUCCUCGGAUGUAGCUCGACAGCCGGAUAAAGGAGCCCGGCCCUUGUCCCUAGCUGGCCAUGUCGGCUUUGACAGUCUCCCAGAUCAGCUUGUCAACAAGUCCAUCACUCAGGGCUUCUGCUUCAAUAUUCUCUGCAUCGGUGAGACUGGUAUUGGCAAGUCUACACUGAUGGACACACUGUUUAACACCAACUUUGAGAACUUUGAGUCGUCCCACUUUGAACCUCAGGUGAAGCUGCGGGCUCAGACCUACGACCUGCAGGAGAGUAACGUCAGGCUCCGUCUAACUGUGGUCAACACCGUUGGCUUUGGGGACCAAAUGAACAAACAAGAAAGCUAUCAGCCGGUGGUGGAUUACAUUGAUAAGCAAUUUGAGACUUACCUUCAGGAGGAGCUGAAAAUCAAGCGCUCUUUGCACAACUACCAUGACUCACGAGUGCAUGCCUGCCUGUACUUUAUCUCCCCCUCGGGUCAUUCGCUCAAAUCCCUGGACCUUGUUACAAUGAAGAAGCUGGACAGCAAGGUGAACAUAAUUCCAGUCAUUGCCAAGGCGGACACCAUCAGUAAGAGCGAGCUGCACAAGUUCAAGAUCAAAAUCAUGAGCGAACUGGUCAGCAACGGCGUUCAGAUCUACCAGUUCCCGCUUGACGAUGAGACCGUGGCAAAGGUCAACACCACUAUGAAUGGCCAUCUCCCAUUUGCUGUCGUAGGCAGCACAGAGGAAGUGUGUGUUGGCAAUAAGAUGGUGAAAGCUCGUCAGUAUCCAUGGGGCGUUGUUCAAGUGGAAAACGAGCACCAUUGUGACUUUGUGAAACUGAGGGAGAUGCUCAUUUGUGUAAACAUGGAAGAUUUGAGAGAGCAAACCCACACACGCCAUUAUGAGCUUUACCGGCGCUGCAAAUUAGAGGAGAUGGGAUUUAAGGACACGGACCCGGAAUGCAAACCUGUCAGUUUACAGCAGACGUAUGAGGCCAAGCGUCAGGAGUUCCUGGCUGAGUUGCAGAAGAGAGAGGAUGAGAUGAGGCAAGUUUUUGUGCAGAGGGUGAAGGAGAAGGAAGCAGAGCUGAAGGAGGCUGAGAGGGAGCUGCAGGGUCGUUUUGAGCAGCUGAAGCGUCUGCAUGCGGACGAGAAAGCAGCUCUUGAGGAGAAGAAGCGUCUUCUGGACAACGACCUGACUUCUUUCGGGAAUAGAAGAACUGCGGCUGCGCUGCUUCAGCCCCCGGGCUUCACGGUCAACGGGAAGAAAGACAAGGACCGGAAGAAUUCUGGCUUCAUGUGAAGACGUAAGAGGUCUGAAGUGCACAUCAUUAUGACCAGUGUAACCGGUGGCCUUUUGUCCACAUUCUUUUAAGCCAGUCCAAGACACUAACGA